UGUGGCGAAAUAGGGAAUGGAGAGCUUGGUGAGAUUUGUGAGGGCAGCUCCGGCGAUCAGUUUGAGGUGUGGAAAAAGUGGAAUUGGGAGCUUGGACAGAGCUAGGGUUAGGGUUUCGACUAUGGCGAGUGGAGAAGGAGCUGUGAGGUUUGCUUUGUCUGAGAAAAGCACGCUGGUGAUACAGAUGGGUGACAUCACCAAGUGGUUCGUCGACGGCUCCACUGACGCCAUCGUUAAUCCAGCUAAUGAGAGAAUGCUUGGAGGUGGUGGUGCUGAUGGAGCUAUACAUAGGGCUGCCGGCCCGGAUCUGUUACAGGCAUGCUAUGGUGUUCCGGAAGCUAGGCCAGGAGUCCGCUGUCCCACCGGAGAAGCUAGAAUCACCCCGGGUUUUAAGUUGCCUGCGUCGCAUGUGAUUCACACUGUUGGACCUAUCUACCGUCCUGGUACUAACCCUGAAGUCUAUCUGAGCUCUGCAUACAGGAAUAGCUUGAGCAUAGCCAAAGCACACAACAUUCAGUAUGUUGCAUUUCCUGCUAUAUCUUGUGGUGUGUAUGGAUAUCCUUAUGAUGAAGCUGCAGAAGUGGCUCUAUCCACAAUUAAAGAAUCCGUGAAUGACAUAAAGGAGGUGCACUUCGUUCUUUUCAUGGAAGAUAUUUACAAUGUCUGGUUGGACAAGGCAAAUAAGUUGCUUAAAGCCUAAUAUGCAUGAGGAGCAAAGAGCAAUGAGCUUGCAGGUGUAUAAGCCGAAUGUCAUUUUGCAAUGUAAACCUUUCAUGAACUGGGGCAGAAGUGUGGUGACUUAAAAGUUAAUGGAGAUGUUAUUAAGCAUAUGUUAGAGUGGAACUUCAGAACCUACUUCAAUGAUUUAUGGCAUCUGAUUGGGCAUCUAAUUAUUUUACAGUAUCACACUAUCA
This is a messenger RNA of Argentina anserina (silverweed cinquefoil), 914 nucleotides long. RefSeq lists its product as uncharacterized. Bases 17 to 700 code for a protein of 227 amino acids. The transcript is spliced from 7 exons. The record is from RefSeq and is a predicted model, not a curated record. NCBI's taxonomy places the organism in Eukaryota, Viridiplantae, Streptophyta, Magnoliopsida, Rosales, Rosaceae.